Argentina anserina (silverweed cinquefoil) is the source of this 1732-nucleotide messenger RNA. RefSeq lists its product as uncharacterized. Bases 266 to 1492 code for a protein of 408 amino acids. Lineage: Eukaryota; Viridiplantae; Streptophyta; Magnoliopsida; Rosales; Rosaceae. The record is from RefSeq and is a predicted model, not a curated record. The transcript has 11 exons.
GAAGAACACUAAGCAUAUAUAUGCAGCAUAUAUAGGUGAUGAUAAGAAGAUGACAAAAAUGUAGCAAAAGAAAAGGGAAAUAAUAUUGCAGAUCAAACUCACGGGCUCACUUACCCUGUUGUCCCCCCUAUUAACAAUUUGGUGUUUUCUAGCUGCACACCACCUCCCUCGAUCCCUGCCGACGAAUAUUCAUGACCACCAUCAUCAUCAACCUCUGAAACAAACUCUGCAUUUUUCAUUGAGGGAUUUGGUUCCUUGGGACGACAUGAAUUCAUCUUUGUGUCUUAGAACAAAAACAUGGGUGCAAAGCUUGGUUCUUCUCAUCAUUGUUCUCGGCCAUGGAGUAGAUGCGAAAAGUAUCAAGUCUAUGAAAGUGAGUAGCAGUAGCAUUUCCAAGGUGGAAGACGCAGUUAAUUUCCAUAUAUAUUAUGGCCAGGCCUUCAAAGUCAUCAAGAAUGCCAUUGACGGCAAGAGCUACCUCCUCGUCCAGAACAACUCAAGAAUGGCAUCAAGGACAAAAUAUUGCACUUCAAGGAUCAAAUCAUUCGUCGUCCCCUUGUCAAAUUACUCAAUCGACGCUGAUAAUUUUCCAGUUUCGUUUUUUGAGCUUCUGGGGUUACUACAAAGCCUAAAGGGUAUAACAUCAGACUCCGUGGCUUCUCAAUGUGUAAUGAAAUUGUACGAAGCUGGGGAAAUAGGUGUGAUCAACAAAACUGCCACACAAGAGCUAGCACAGUUUGGAGCACAUUUCAUCACCCAAAUUGAUCAACCACAAUCUUGCAAUUUUGCCUCUUUUGUUCCAUAUGGAGAGGAUACCCCUUUGCAGAGAGCAGAAUGGAUCAAGUUCUUGGGAGUGUUUGCAAAUGCUGAAAGCAGGGCUAAUCAAGUAUACAAUGCUGUUAGAGAGAAUUAUCAAUGUUUGCUCAAACUCGCAAAAGGCAGAACAUCAUUCAAACCAACUGUAGCAUGGAUGCAGUAUGAUAAUGGUAUAUGGUCUUUCACACAGGAAACAUACAAGUUGAAGUAUGUGGAAGACGGAGGUGGUGAGAAUGUUGAUGCUUCUAUCAACAAAAUUACCUAUAACGUCUCUAAUCCGGAGGAUUUGGAUGAAUUGCAUGCCAUCCUAUGCACCACUGAUGUGGUUAUUGACGAAACAUAUACUUCAGAUCCAGCUGUUUAUAAUAUAUCAAAAUUUCUUCAAAAUAUAAGCGUGGAAGAUCAUUCUUGUUUCGUUUUUCUCUCUAACCAAAGCUUGUGGCGAUACGAUAAGAGAAUUCAAAACUCAACUGCACUCGACUGGUACAAUGGAGCAGUCUCCCAGCCACAGUUGGUCUUAGCAGAUUUUAUUGAAGUUUUAUUUCCUACUGGAAACUAUACAACAACAUAUUUCAGAAAUAUAGCCAAGGGUGAAGGAGUUGUGCAGAUUACUUCUGAAAUGUGCGAUAGGGAUGUCUCCUCAGCAAUGGAGCCAACAAUAACAGCUUGUUCAUAACUUCAAAUUAUUGCACUGAAAGUUUCAAACCUUCUAUGGCCUGACAAUAUAUGUCAUUCUUUACUAUUAGUUCUUCGAUAUGAAUUAUUACUGAGGAUGAAAAGUUUUUUUUUCAGUAGAAUGAGAUAUUCUGUUAGAAAAGUCGACAGUGGCUAUAUUUUGAUAAAGCUCACUGUGGCAUCUUGUUAAAUUCAAGUUUGCAAAUACUAAAUAUAGAUCUGACUUCCUCUAGUAAGUUCA